GUUGAAGUGCAAACGUCUCAAGCGGAAAAUCAAAGUUGUAAAGUUGCAAGCCACAAUUGAGAGCGAGAGCAACGCCAAAUUACCAAGUUGAAUGAAGUUAAAAGAAGCAAGAAUUUGCAAUAAAUCGAAAUAAAUCACGGAUCUAAUGAAUUAUGCGCGUGACUUGGCCAAAUGCCACAUAAUUUAUAUACGUACAUACGAAAUUUGCAUAUAGCGUAGUAGAGCCAAGACGGCGCGAUCUUAAAGUUAACCCACUUUCUAAACGACCAAAUUGAAAAUAAAACCCCAAAACAAGCAAGCAACAACAACAACAACGAAACAAAUUAACGAGCAAAUAAUUUUGAAUUGUGAAUAAAUAACUAAUACAAAAGCGUUAAGGUGCAAGUGAUUCAUGGGAAACGAUUAUUUUUUCUGUGUUUUUGUUCAAAAAAGAAAAGGUGCACAAUCGAAUUCUAACUAAAAUCUAACCGGGCUCCGCCCCCAAACUAGUGCAACAAACAAAAAAUCGGCUAAAAAUACGAAAUAUUUCUUAACGAGAAAAAGUUGAACUGAAAACGAUAGCGUUACCGGAAAACGUUCCAUCGCCCCCGCUUCAGGCACUCAAUGAAAACCGCAGCAGGAGUAUAAGUUACACCUACAGACCACAACGCGACGACGGAGGUGAAGAGGGAGCCUUUUUGCAUUCCCUUUUGAGCCACGAAACGAGUUAACGAGACGCGUUCAAUAGACGUGUUCCAUAGGUUCAAUCGACCAACAACUAUAACAACAACAACAACAAAAAAGCGAAAAGGAACAACAACAAUAACCUAAAACGAUUCAACGGACGGGAUCUGUUUCAUGGUUGCAUAUUUCAUAAUCUGUGCUUAAGCAUAACCUUUUUGGUGUAUGUUUAGACCAUAAAAAACUUGCUUUUGGGCAUCGUCUUAGCCUGGUUUCGCAUUUCACCCCGAAAGCACAAAAACAAAAAAAAAAACAACUUGUUGUCGGCCAAUAAUUUCUUUUACUUUUUAUUUCGCCCUCUUGUUGGAUAAUUAUUACUUUACCGUGCUGACGCUGAGAAAUUUUUCCUCUGCUUUUUUAUUCGGUUGGUCUGCAUAAACAACCAGCGGACAAUCGAAGUAUACACACACAGAGGAGAUCGAGUGGCCGAUAGACUGGACAGGAGCAAAGUUCAAGCAGAAUAUGGCCUAUUGUUGCUAUUAAUUGGACAUCGAGCAUAGCAACAACAGCGAAUCACAGACCAGAGACCAUGUCAUCCUCGAUCUGUUCGCAUUUCACGCAAAACGCCUGGAAAAAGGAUUUGUGCUCGAAUUGCUUCAAGUCUAAGGAUGAGCACAAAGCAGCAGCUGCAGCAGCCGCCGCCAAGAUGGGCACAACACAAAAGUCAGAUGGCCCCGGAAAGACUGAUUAUCCCAAUAAGCACAAAACUCCGGCCAAGAGCAUUAUAAAAAAGGCAUUCGGAGUACGUCUAACCAGCAGCAGUUCCAGCAGCAAUACCAGCAGUAGUUCCUCAAAGUCCAGCGCCAACUCCAAAUCGGGCAAAGUUUGCUUUCCCAAGCAACUGCAUGAGAUCAUUGGCUAUGGCGGCGAAUGGACGGAUGAUGACGAUGACGAUGAUGAUCAUGACUUUAUGAAUCUGGGCAAUGAGCACGACGAUAUGGCUGUAACGGAAACAGACGAUGAGGAAACUGUCGAACUGAAACGCAUUACGCGAGCCAACACAGAUUUCAAUAUGAAUAAUGGCAACUUGCUGGGCGAUAUCGAGGAGAAUAUUAAGAAAUCGUUUGCCGCAUUAAAACUGGGUGCUCCCCAAGUGGACAAAGAGGGCAAGAAGCAAACGCUUACCAUCAAUGUAAUGCCAUUUGGUCAGCCAAAUGCCAAGAACAAGGCAGCUUCUUCGGCAAAGAAUGCUGCCCCAACAGCAACUGCAACUACAACAUCAACAACAACAGCAGCAGCAGCAGCCACGACAGUUAAAGCCAAGCCUGCAACCAUAACCACGAAAAAGGUGGUGACAACAACACUCACGCCCACACUGACAAUGGCCAAGAGCACGACGGCAACAUCUUCAAGAGAUGGCAAGGACAGUCCACCCAUAGAGCGGGCCAUGGAGAAAUCUCUGCUGGAUGAAAUCUCUGAAACUUUGGAGCAGAAACAGAAGCAAAACGAAACAACAAAAGCACAAGCAUCUUCCACAGUCACAACAACAAUUGCAGCAGGGAGUUCCAGCAGCAGCAGCGGCAGCGGCAGCAACAAAAUCAAAUUCGAAUUGAGUGCAUUAAGCGACUCGCCAAAGCCAUUUCUCGACCUUAAGAAGCCAAUCGCGCGAAAUGCGCCCAUAACCAAGGAUCAUGCCAAGCCCAGGGUGAAUGUGUGCCACAAAUAUUCCGAUACGGACAGCAACUGUUCGGAUACAGAGAAUGGUGUAUCCGCCUAUUACGAUGUCGUGGAGACACAGCUAAGCUAUGAGAAUCUACCCGAUGGCAAGUACAGUGAACAGGUGGGAGUGGCCACUGCCCAGUUGUCCACUGAGACAAGCAGCACAUCGCACUAUUCGAGCUCUCAAUACAUCACAGACAUGUUGCUCAGUUCAAAGACACGCGCCGCCAGUUACAAUCUGCACGAGGGCAACUUCAUGACCAGCAAGAUCACAUCAGAUGGUCUCAUUGUGACCAAAUGCAGUUCGGAUGAUGCCCUCGACUCCACGGGCAGCAGUUUCGAUGGCAGUUCCGAUGAGGAGAAUACCUACAAUAUGAUACGUAGCGAAUCGGACUCGGGCAUAGGCAUCAGCAUUGGCAGUGAUUACAAGAAUGCGGGAGCCGUCAAGGCUGCCAACGAACAGCGUCAACUGAAGGAGGAAAAGGAGAAGAAGUUAAGCGCCAGCACUAACAAUUCCGACUACGAGGACAUACAGAUCGGACCCGAUCAUUCGGCGACUGGUGGGACAGGAAAACCGGCCGUCAAAAGUCGUGAGUUGCAUGGGGAACCCGAUGGCAGUGCCGAUCCGGACAAUAGCCUGGAACAGAAGCAAAAGAUCGAUUUGGAUUCCAGUCCACAACAGUUGCCCGCAUUGCCCAAGUCCCCGCCACCGCCGAUGAAAAUGGAUGCGCGCCCCUCAUUCCUACAUGGCCUGAAGAAGCCAGAGCUUCCAGUCAAACCACAGCCAAUUGUUAGCAGCAACGGUGUCGGCGGCAUUUGUUCGUCUCCUCUGAAGACAUUUAUGAGCAAGCGUCAGCCCGGCUUGGCCGAGCAGCAAUUUAUCACUCAGCUCCAAUCGGCUAUUUCCAAAUCGAGCGAGAAUCUGCUGGCGUCGUCUCUCGACGAUGCCAAGCUAAAGAAGGGCAAAGCGCCAAAUCCGCCACCAGAGUCCAAACUAAGCGCUCCACCCACGCCGGAACGAGACUACAGUCUGGUAGUUGAGUUCGAGAAGGCAUCUCUGGUGGAGGCAACCGCGGAUAAAGCCCAGACAGGUAGUGUGAGUGAGAUAGAAGCAACAUCAGCAGAUACUGCUUCAGUCCCGGCCCCAGCAACAGCCACAUCAGCCGCGAAUGCUGUAGCCACAACUCCCACUAAUUUGUAUACACGAAAACCCCCGCUGCCAGGAACCGUUACCGGUGGAGCCCCUGUCAUACGGGAGAAGGACAAACGUGAGCGAGCCGUCAUUAAUCCCAAGUUUCGCAGUCUUAACACCUUCGUGAUGCAACGGGCCAAUGCGGCAAAGCAGCUGCAACUGCAAUCGGCCAGUUCAGUGCUGAAUCUUAAACAGCCUCUGACGCCAGAGCCCACGCCACGAAAUCAGCGCCAUUUGUCCAUGUCCGAAGAGUGUCUAGCAGCGGCGGCGGCAGCAUCAUCAUCAUCAUCAUCACUGGUGGACAGCAAAAAGUCGCUAGCAUCAUCAUCAUCGCCACCACAAAAGCAAAAAUCGAAAUUCUCGAUCAAAAAGUUUCUGCGCAUGGGCAGCAACAGCGGAGGGAGCAGCGGCAGCAAGUCCAAUGGCAGUAGUGAGCACAUUCACCACAAGAAGGAUGGCAGUGUCUACAGCGAGAUCUGCACAGGUGACGAGGGUGGCAGUGUGUCCGGCAAGCCACGCCUUGUAAUCAUUCAUCCCAUUGACAUUAAUCCCUCGUGUGUGGAGGUGGUCAAAGACAUAACCAAGACAAACGAUACGGUUACGGCCCAGACAAUUGCAGUGGUGACAUCGAAACCACCGGCUCCACCACUACGCGCCUCCGCCGAAGGGCAACGCAAUGCCCAUGAGGCCAACAAGCCGUCACGUCCGCCGCCACCAAAAAGUGCCGAACUGAGACGCAAGCAGAAGACCGAACUCACUGCCACGCUCAGUGGCAGCAGCGUGGAGUCGACCACUCUGCCCAGCAGUGGAAGUGCUGGCGGCGUUGGCGGUUCCAUCAAGCUGAAGGCCGAUAAUGUCUAUGCCAAUCUAGGCGAAAUACGCUCAUCCAUUGCACCCCGCAAGCCAGAGCGCACGGCCAGCAUGCGGGAACGUGAGGCACAAUUGGAAUCGGUGCGUAAGCGGGGCAUUUUAACCGAUACUAUCUCCAUUUGCUCGUCAAACGGUGAUAAUGUAACGUCCGCAAAGGCACCUAUUAACCCCGAAGUGGCUGGAUGCAAAACGAAUCCCUUGGCAUCCAAUACAAAUAGCCGCACUAGCACUUUUGAACGUCAGCCCCAGAAGAAGAACGAAGCAAAAAUGACCAUUUCCAGUAAAUUGGAAAUAUUCGAACAGCGUUCUGGCGCAUCCAACAACAUCGAUAGCACGGACAGUGCCCAGUCACGGAGCAGUCUCAAAGAUUCAGUUAGAAAGAUCAAUAGUACCAUUGAUAGCUAUUUGAAGGAUAAACGCGACUAUGAGAAUAUGUAUGAAUUUGUCAAAAUGGGCAAUGGCCCAUCGACCACAGCUGCCGCUGGACCACCACCAACAACAACGACAACAUCAUCAUCAUCGAAUUCAAAUUCAGUUCCGCCGCCGCCACCCGCACGCACCAAUAUCGAUCUGGCUGCUGUGGCUGGACAGCGACUUACCCAGGCCACCAGACGUAAUAACAUAUACUCGGACACGGCAUCAAUAGCCAGUUAUACGCGCAGCGAAUACGGACCCGUGCGUAGUUAUGGUCUUCACAACAGCUUGGCCAACAUUCCACGAGUCAUUUCGGCCUCAUAUGCGGGCAGCGAGGUGGGUGAAUUUGACAUUUAUGCACCGUACAGUUACUAUGGCAGCGAAGCAGGCGGAGAUGUGGCAACGGAUAUAAAUGACAGUGUCUGGGGCAUGCCUAUGGCCAACAAGAACCGUAGCAAGGCCACGAAUCGUUUGCGCAUGCGCAAAGGACGCAGUGUCGUGCACAAAACCAUUGAGGAUAACUACACCGCCGUUGUAGUGGCUAAUCAUGAGGCUCUUGCCCAGGUACUCGAUCAGCUUCAGCAAACUCCUGUAGUUCCAUCAGCCCUACGACCUUUGGCCAAUGCCAUAAACUUGCGCUACGAAGACUUCACAAUUCUGGAGGGUGGCCAAGCUUUUGUUGUGGGCAAGAAAGCCUUCCAUGCAGCUUUGUGGACAUCAUCGCCAGUGACAUUGGCCCUAUCGGCCGAUUGCAAUCAACUGGGUGGAGUGGGAGGAGAAUUAAGCCAACUGAGUGGCGGCAUUUGCGAUGUACUUAAUCCCAUUACCGAGUUCUGUGACUUGGUGCCCAGCUAUCAGCUACCCUUGAUGCCUUCAACAGAGGUCACUUUGCUGCAGGCCACCAUUUCGGUGUUGCCUAGAUUGCAGCUGGAAACGUUGCAAUCGAUUGGAGCCAUACUCAAGGGCAAGUCGCAGGUGUUGGACAAGAGUAAUUUCAAUUUCCGCGGCUCCAUUCCGAAUUUGAGUGGCCUUAAGGAUGCAGUUGGCGGUGCCAAUGGACUUCGUAACGUCGUUUCUGUUCAGAAUCUGAGCACUCUGAACGAGGAGUCGGCCAAUCCAAAUCCGUCUCCCAUUGCGGAGGAUUCCACAUCCCCCUCGAAUGUCAUGCCCGCAUUUGAUGAUGUGAUGACAAGGGAAGUGGCCUUUAUAAUGCUGCAAUUGGUGAAUGGCAUGAAAAAUCUGCAAGCCAAAGCCAUUGAGGAGAUUCCCCUGAGUCUGUCCAAUGUGGUGCUGUCCAAGGAUAUAGAUAACAAGGACGCCCAAGCACGUCUCUGUGUGCUCCAGGGCAAUAACAACGACGACGAUGAACCCAUGGGAACGCUGUGCAAGUGUGCCCACUCUGCGCUAUGCGAUUUACUGCCUCCCACAAAGAUUACUCCCAUUCUGGCCGAUAUACUUUCGCAGGAACGUGCCGAGUCUCUGUCCAAGGCGAAAUCUGUGCUCGAAUUUGUCCUUUGGGGUCCCUCAGAUGUCGCGUUGUCCGGCUCGACAAAGGAACGUGAAUUGGCCUUACAGCGUUGGCUCGACCUGGAACGGGCCACUGUACUCCAUGGCCUGGUACGCACACGAGUCGAACUGACCGUCUACGAUGAGUGUCAUUUAAUGUUCCUCGUUCGAUCCACUGCCAAAAUGAUGAACGAUGCAGCGAAAAUUGUCUGCAGCUACCAGCAGCCCAAUGCUGAGUAGCUCUAGUUAAUUUAAAAACAAAUUUUAUGGAAUUUUCCAAUAUAUUUAUUUUACGAAAACUGUCAUAGACGUUUAGUCCUUAGCGAGAUGGGUUAUAUAUAGCCCAAAAAUUUACUUUAUAUAUAAAUACAUAUGAUAUAUGCAUAAAAACAUACGUACAGAUACGAAAAUGAUAUAAUCUGAUAUACUGAUAUAAUAUGAUAUUUACGAUAUGCAAUUUAUAUUCUUAUGUAUUUGCCUUUGCCCCAGCGUGCCAAAUUUGUUUUGCACGAAAAUUGUCAUGUAAUUAUACAUAAACUUAUUUGUUUUAGUUUAAGACUAAGCAUUAUUAUAUUAAUCUAUGCAAAAUAUUUUGAUAUACUUAAUCCAAUGACAAGUUUAUUCGAUUAGAACAAAAACUUUGGUGUUUGAACAAAUAUAAAUAUAUAAAAUAUUGUAUACUCUCA
This is a messenger RNA of Drosophila willistoni, 7047 nucleotides long. RefSeq names its product platelet binding protein GspB. Lineage: Eukaryota; Metazoa; Arthropoda; Insecta; Diptera; Drosophilidae. The record is from RefSeq and is a predicted model, not a curated record. The transcript has 8 exons. The coding region runs from base 1250 to 6601 and encodes 1783 amino acids.